AUGGAGGGGGUUGAGGGUGUCGAUGUUUCUGCCGACCAGAUGCACAUUGACCUCACCUUCAAGCCUGAAGAGUAUAGAUCCAUCAAGAAUGCAGCCCAGCAAUGCAGUGUGACUCCGGCCACAUUCUUUUAUGCUGCUUGGGCACUAUGUCUCGGCUUGUAUACAGACUCAGAAAACGUCGUCGUCGGAGCCGUUUUGUCGACUCGGAACCUUGGACUGUCUGGCAGUUUCGAGACCAUCGGACCCAUGGUCAAUACCCUGCCGCUUCAAGUUGACCUCUGUUGGGAAGUUUCCGUGCGAGACUUCGUCAAAGAUGUCUUCGACCGUAUGCGGCGCCUCAUGCACUACUCCUGGACGACACCGGACAACGGCUUCACGCGUAUCAAGUGCAAUUUGAUGGCUAUGACCCCGAACGAACAGCAGUGGGCAGAGGGUAGCGGGGUUCGAUCCUCCUUCUUCAAGCACACGACCAACCUGCCGUUGAAUGCCAUCGUCAAAGAUGAUGGAAGCGGCAUGAUCCUUCAGUACUCUUCCCGGCGCUUUAGUCGGAAUGCGAUGGAAACUCUUGCGGGGGUCUUCAAAGUCGCCUUGACGUCGUUGUGCGAGACCGAAGCUCCUCUGGAAUCAGCACGUGUUCUUCCCAGCAGUUACCUCGAGAGUCUCAGCUCGAUGGGAAACUGGCAGUCCCAAAAGACCACCGUUUCUUCAAUCACCGAAGAUCUUGUUACACUAUUCGAGCGCACCACGGAACGUUACCCCUCUGCCGUAGCGAUUGACUCAGGGAGUCGACAGGUCACUUAUGCCGAGCUGGAAAGCCUUUCCGGCAAGGUUGCUCACGCUCUUUCUGGCCAGAUUGAGCGUCAAGAGGUUGUCGCGGUACACGCAGAUGGAUCUAUCAACUGGAUCAUCUCAAUAUACGGCAUUCUUCGCGCCGGAGGAAUCUACUGUCCUUUGGACAAGGCACAUCCACAACAUUACCGAGACUCUCUCUUCGAGUCAUCAACGGCAAAGAUUUUCUUGGCCACCAAUACGGAAUCCAUGUCUAAGAGGUGUUCGACAGCGGAAGUUGCGCUUGAUAUCCAAGCCAUACUUGACGGCCAUGUUUCCGGUUCUUCCUCCCAUGCAUGUUUCACUGCGAGAGCUCAACCACGACCGCAAGACAGAGCCUACCUUUGUUUCACAUCUGGCUCUACUGGCAAGCCAAAAGGCGUCAUGUGCACCCAUCAGGGUCUCGUUGCUUUCCAAAGCGACCUUGAAGUUCGUCUAGGUGCGUCAGUUGGAACCAGAAUUGCCCAGAUCAUGUCCGUGGCUUUUGACGGCGCCAUUCAUGAGUUAUUUUCGGCCCUCUCUUAUGGUUCAACUUUGGUCCUGCGGAAAGAAGGCGAGGAAGCCGGUUUAAGCCACUUAAAGACCGUUGACUGUGCUAUUCUCACUCCGUCACUGGCUUCGGUUCUCGAUCCAGGCGACUUCCCGAGGCUCAAAACGGUUUACCUCGUCGGCGAGAUUGUUCCGCAGACAGUUUGCGACACUUGGUCAGCCAGAAAAGCCGUUUACAAUAUGUACGGGCCAACCGAGGCGACUUGCGGUGCCACCAUCAAACGACUUCGUCCAGGAGAGCCUGUCACGAUAGGAGGUCCGAACCCUUCAACAAGGAUCUACAUCUUGGACCACCACCGACGUCUAGUCCCCCCUGGAAGGACCGGAGAAAUCUAUCUGGCCGGCGUUCAGGUUGCUCGCGGUUAUAUCGGGCGACCUGAGGUUACCAAAGAACGUUUUCUUGAAGAUCCCUUCCAUGGCUCAGGGGAAUUCAUGUAUAAAACCGGAGAUCGAGGUUACUGGAGUGAAGACGGAGAGAUCAUCUUUCUCGGCCGAGCCGACCGACAGAUCAAACUUCACGGAUUCCGGGUCGACCUCGAGGAUCUAGAGGCACGCAUUCUUCGAGCGUGUAAUACACAGUAUGGGGUUCGCGCCGUGGCCAUGACGAACAGGAUGGACGACCUGGUGUGUAUGAUUCAGACUGAGUCUACAGAUCUUGUCGGAAUCAAGGAUACCAUCCGCAGAGUACUUCCUGCCUUUGCCGUUCCAAAAUGCGUCUCAGUCGCGCACAGUCUGCCUAUGACGCCAAACAUGAAGGUGGACUACCGCGCUAUCGCUCACGUUGCUGAUAGCUCAGUCAUGACUGAGUCUGCUCAACGAGCUGUCAAGGACGAAGAUCUGAGGACGGAAACCGAAAUUGCCGUCGCAGCUGUCUGGAGCAAAGUACUUGAGUUGGCUGCCACAGCCGUCAAGAUCGGCCCCGAAUCCAACUUCAUACAACUAGGCGGUCAUUCUCUGCAGCAGCUGAAGUUGACAUCCAGUUUAAGGGCGGUAUUUGGAACACAUAUCACGAUGAGAAUGCUGUUGACCUUGCCGACCUUGAGAGACCUGGCCGCCGCGAUUGAUCAGAUGGACAAGGGGCUUCUGCCAGCACCGUCCUUGCCACCGUCUUUAUCUCCUGGCAGAGAGUAUAUCGAUGGACUUCAGCAUUCUGAGCCUGGGCCAAUGGAGAAAGAAUGGUGGCAGAAGGGGCAGCUGAACCGCGGCACAUCUGCUUUCAAUGUGAGCUGGGUUGCACAGUACGACGGCAAUAUCUUUAACCAGUCGAGAAUGAUUGUAGCCUGGAACAUGGUGCUGGCCAGCUACGAUAUCUUCCGUGCUCGCUAUGUUUGCGAUCAUGAGCAUGGUCUUCAAAGAGUUCUGGCCAAGUUUCCACCCCGUAUCGAGCAACGGCGUCGCAUCGACGUUCGCAAGGAACUGAAUCGGCCAUUCAAUCUCGCAGAAGAGGCUCCAGUGCGGGUGAUCAUGACGGGGAACACCGUUGUGGCCGUACUUUCUCACAUUGUCUGCGACUACACAACGCUUGGCCUCGUUCUGCACGAAGCUGCGACCGCCUAUCAAUGCUGUCCCUCGCUCUUAAUGCCGCUACGGCCACAGCCCUGCCACCAACGAGUGGUUUCAAAUACGGUUGAUCCUGCUUGUCUCGACUUCUGGUCUGAGUAUCUGGGGGAUGUGAAGCACAAUCGCCAUGCAUACCUCGGAAACGGUGGUGAGCGAAGAAGCUACGAUGGCAGGUCGCUGACAGGCCUCGUAUCUACCUCACUUUGGCAUCGUAUGCAAAAUUGCGUUCAACAGUCCGGCGUCACACUUCAGCAACUUCUGGUUGCAGCGGUUGCCAUGGCGCUCAGCGCUGAAGAUGAAGAAAUUGAUCUGACACUGGGUAUGCCCUUCAUCAACCGUCACUCCGAGACGGAAAUGAAAGCGGUUGGCCUCUUCCUAGAGCCAUUGCCAGUGCGCGUGCGCUUUGGUGACCUCAACGCUUCCCUCAAAUCGUUCCUUGCCUCGGCACAGGCUUCUUCACAGCGUGCUCUGGCGCAUGUUAUUCCGUGGGAUCAACUGCUGAAGCACCUCAAUGUGGACGUUGGUGCCCAUCUUCCAAACCACCCGCUUUUUGACUGCGUUGCUUCUUUUCAUGAUGCUCGUGGGCAAGACGCAGGCCGGCACAACCAGGAAAGAGGAGGCCCCUGGAGUAAGGCAGCUUGGGGAGGUGGCGUGGAGCCGCAACUUGUGUGGAGCGAUGGCGCCAAAUUCAAGUUGAUGGUAGAAUGUUUGGCAUAUGACGAAGACACGUUGGUUUUGAGACUCGAGUACGACACAGCAUGCUUUGGUCAAGAUGUUGUUGGGAGUGAGGGACGGAUUGAGGCUGUGCGACGCAUGAUCUUAACAGCCAUGGACGCGGUCGUUUCGCACCAAGACGGUGUCUUUGACAAGCUUUGGAGAGAUCUGAGGGAAGCAUGGCGGCUUGAACGAAGUCUUGGUUUCAAUACCGGGCAUGAUGUGGACGUGAAGUUGCUCGAUGGUGGUGAAGAUCUGUUUCUGAAGUGCUUUUCGCAGUUGAAAGAGAGCGAAGCAUAG
Molecule: messenger RNA, 3951 nt
Organism: Colletotrichum karsti
Lineage: Eukaryota; Fungi; Ascomycota; Sordariomycetes; Glomerellales; Glomerellaceae
Product: nonribosomal peptide synthase
Exons: 1
Coding region: 1-3951 (1316 amino acids)
Biological process (GO): amino acid activation for nonribosomal peptide biosynthetic process; secondary metabolite biosynthetic process
Cellular component (GO): cytoplasm
Molecular function (GO): catalytic activity; phosphopantetheine binding
Source: RefSeq, a predicted model, not a curated record